Molecule: messenger RNA, 315 nt
Organism: Orycteropus afer afer
Lineage: Eukaryota; Metazoa; Chordata; Mammalia; Tubulidentata; Orycteropodidae
Gene: SMDT1
Product: single-pass membrane protein with aspartate rich tail 1
Exons: 2
Coding region: 1-315 (104 amino acids)
Biological process (GO): mitochondrial calcium ion homeostasis; calcium import into the mitochondrion
Cellular component (GO): uniplex complex; mitochondrial inner membrane
Source: RefSeq, a predicted model, not a curated record
AUGGCAUCCAGAGCGGCUCGCUGCCUGGUUUUGGACACCGUCCGAUCCGGGGCUCUCUGGGGCAGGCCGAGCUUGAGGACAGGUGGUGAUGUCUCUGCCAUACGAAGCAGCUCAGGUCGAAGCCUGAGGUCAGUCAUCGUUACCCGCAGCGGCGCCAUUUUGCCCAAACCAGUGAAAAUGUCCUUUGGCCUGCUCCGGGUGUUCUCCAUUGUGAUCCCCUUCCUCUACGUGGGGACGCUCAUUAGCAAGAACUUUGCCGCUCUGCUUGAGGAGCAUGACAUUUUUGUCCCAGAGGAUGACGACGACGACGAUUGA